GCGCGCUGUUCCGUUUGCUGCGCAAUAAGCGUUCAGUUUGCUUUGGGGUCUGGUCUGUGGCCAAUUAGAGCGAGGGGUAUUGUCUCCUGGAAGGAGCGGAGCUUCGGGCUGUUUGUUUGGGUUACUGCGAUCAGCUGUGAGGGAGAGACCCGGGCAGGUGCAGCUCGGGAGCUUCGGGAUGAGAAUUGUCCCUGCGGAGGAUCAGUGAUGGAGGUCCGGUGCGGGGGUCUGAUCUUCAGCUCCAAGUUUGACUCGGGGAAUCUGGCCCGGGUGGAGAAGACCGAGAGGUCCGAGGGCGAUGCUGACGCUUCCGGUACCGCCGCGGGAACCAAUCCGGGACAUUGGGGCUCCCCGGCCGCCGACUACGAGUUCAAUGUGUGGACCAAACCUGACUGCGCCGAGACGGAGUAUGAAAACGGCAACCGAUCCUGGUUUUAUUUCAGCGUACGCGGCGGGGCCCCUGGGAAACUCAUUAAAAUCAACGUCAUGAACAUGAACAAGCAGAGUAAGCUUUACUCCCAGGGAAUGGCGCCCUUCGUCCGCACCGUCCCCAUUAAGUCCCGGUGGGAGCGUGUCCGAGAGCGCCCCGUGUUCCAGAUGGUGGACAGCCAGUUUGUGCUGUCCUUUGUUCACCGGUUCCCGGACUGCCGCGGCGCCACCACGUACUUUGCGUUCUGCUUUCCCUUUUCAUACGAGGAGAGUCAGGAGAUGCUGGCCGGGCUGGACGAUCGCUUCUCCGACUGCAGACACAUGACUCCCGGCAGCCGCCCAGACUCAGUCUAUUACCACCGAGAGCUGCUGUGCCACUCCCUGGACGGCCUCCGCGUAGAUCUCCUCACCAUCACGUCCUGCCAUGGGAUGAUGGAGGAGCGGGAGCCCAGACUGGACAAGCUCUUCCCCGAUAAAUGCACUCCGCGGCCGUACCGCUUUGCUGGGAAAAGGGUCUUCUUCCUGAGCAGCCGCGUUCACCCGGGAGAGACGCCAUCUAGCUUUGUGUUUAAUGGCUUCCUGGAGUUGAUUUUGCGGCAGGACGACCCUCGGGCUAUCAUGCUGAGACGCAUGUUUGUCUUCAAACUCAUCCCUAUGCUAAACCCUGAUGGAGUGAUGAAGGGGCAUUACAGAACAGAUACCAGGGGUGUAAACCUGAACCGCCAGUAUCUCAACCCAGAUUUUGCGCUUCAUCCGUCGGUUUAUGGGGCCAAAUCCGUCCUGCUCUACCACCACGUUCAUAAUCGUGUCCGGCCAGAUGGUCCUGACUGGAGGAGCUCGGGGUCGCUUCUGCCCUCCAGUGUCGCUCUCCAGCCGAAGACUUCCAAUCAUUCCUCACCGGACUGCCUGAUGCCCCACGAAGACACGCUGUCGGAAAUCGAGAAGGCGAAGAACCUUCUCAACAUCAUGGACAGGGGAGGUCCGUACAUCUCCUUUACUCAGGGCCAAGGGCCAUCCCAGGAGGCCUCACCGCAGAUCCUGUCUGGCUGUGGGGACUUUGCCGGGGAGGAGAAAGUGUGGUUGUUGGAGCCACUGGCUGGGCAGGGAGAGGGUUUACUCCUCUCAGACCCGGCCCCGUCUAUUCCUCCUGAGGAGAGCGGCGUCGCCUUCUACGUGGACCUCCACGGCCACGCGUCCAAGAGAGGCUGCUUUAUGUAUGGCAACUAUUUUUCCGAUGACAAUGACCAGGUGGAGAACCAGCUCUAUCCCAAGCUCAUCUCUCUCAACUCUGCGCACUUCGACUUCAUGGGGUGCAAUUUCUCCGAGAAGAACAUGUACACCAAGGACAAAAAAGACGGGCAGUCUAAGGAGGGAAGCGGCCGCGUGGCCAUCCACAAAGCCACAGGGAUAAUCCGGAGCUACACACUGGAGUGCAACUACAACACCGGCCGCUGCGUUAACGCCAUCCCUGUGGCGUGUCACGACAACGGCCGCGCAAGCCCACCACCUCCUCCAGCAUUCCCACCCAAGUACACCACGGAUAUCUUCGAGCAGGUGGGCAGAGCUGUGGCCAUCGCGGCUCUGGAUAUGGCGGAAUGUAAUCCGUGGCCCCGGCUCGUCAUGUCUGAACACAACAACCUGUCCAACCUCCGGGCCUGGAUGCUGAAGCACGUGCGCAACACCAAGGGUACCGGCAGUGGCCCGUCCAAGAAAAAGGGCCCCAGAACCCCACCCAAGGCCUGCAACUUGGCGUCGAGUUCGUUAUCCGAGAACAGUCUGAUGAGGGCCAGAAGCUUCAGCACCGGCACCACCACCAGCGGCAGCAGCCUGCAGAGCUCCCCCCAGGCCAAACCCUCGCCCAGCUUCACCUUUCUCUGUAGUGGCAGCGGCCAGAGCCCACCCAAAGCCAGCCACAGGGUGCUGGGUCCAGUGAGAGGUAAGCCACGCGCCCGGCAGGGCUGGCACCCCAUCUUCUCACCCAUUGGCUUAAUCUGGCAUUGCUGUGGGCGAAAGCCGUUCUGAGGAGGCCCUUUAUCCCAAGAAAGCCAGGAUUUCCAUAAUAACCAGUACCCCCCCCAAGGCCUAAUGAUCCGUUCCCGGCAUGAGUUUUGUGGCGUGUUUGAUCCUGUUUAGAUUUAAGAGGGGAUUCGCAUCCAUUUUCGAUUCGUUCCCAACGUUGUGUUAACGUGACAUCAUAGGAGUGACGCGUUCGCUCAUUACCCGC
Molecule: messenger RNA, 2653 nt
Organism: Spea bombifrons (plains spadefoot toad)
Lineage: Eukaryota; Metazoa; Chordata; Amphibia; Anura; Pelobatidae
Gene: AGBL5
Product: AGBL carboxypeptidase 5
Exons: 11
Coding region: 208-2451 (747 amino acids)
Biological process (GO): proteolysis; protein deglutamylation
Molecular function (GO): metallocarboxypeptidase activity; zinc ion binding
Source: RefSeq, a predicted model, not a curated record